AUUGAUUCUAUAAUACCAAUUCGCGAUAAAGUCCAAAUAUUUCAACUUUAUUGUGAAAUCAAUCGGACAAUCAAGACUGGGCCAAAACAUAAAUUCUUUGUUAACAUUUUAAGAUGGAUUUCCGAACGCACUACCGGUCAUUUUCUCUUCGGGCUUCGGGUUCGUUCGGAUUGAUCGUGCGCAAAGAAGAAGAAUACCAGAAUGAGAUUCUGCGCAUGUCGAAUAUAUAAUCCAUUGCAAAAGAGACAAGGCGAAGCAGUCUAAAAAUGUCAGUAUUGGUAUUUCGAAACGCCAUUUUGCAGAACUGGUGAAGACUUAAUCCGUUUUUAUCUUGGCAAUAGUUAGAUUUUCAAUUUGGAAUUCGUAAAUUCCAAAGCAGUUCAGUGAACUUCAGAAGUUCCUCCAUAUAUUUUUGUGAUAGUUACCAGAACAAGUGAAGUGACAGUUUUGUUUUGAUCUGUUAGCGACCAAACUAAAAAUGGCGUGUGCAACUCUGAAGAGGUCUUUGGAUUGGGAACCCGUUUUGGGGGGCCGACCCACGAAAAGGCGACGAUGCGUGCCUUUCUGUUCGAGCCCCACACAGGGGGGAAUGGGAUCUCCGGGACCGUCUACUUCGACUGGCUCGGCAUCCCCGAAAAGUUCGGUAUUUCCAGACGUCAAAAAGUUGACUCCCGAAAACUUGAUUGAUAACCUAAAAGCUGAAAUUAAAAGACUACAAAGACGUAAACAGCUACAAUACAAUACGAUGGAAACCUCAGAUGGUGGAAGUUCGGGAGGAGAGUGUUCCGAAAGUCCACGUGCUGAUAAACCUUUGUUCACAUUCAAGCAGGUUGGUCUCAUUUGCGAACGUAUGUUGAGAGAGCGUGAAUUGGAAAUAAGGGAAGAAUACGACAACGUUUUGACAACAAAACUUUCCGAACAAUACGAUGCCUUUGUCAAGUUUACUUAUGAUCAAAUUCACAGAAAUUACGCCAAUACCGCACCUACACCAAGUUAUUUAUCAUAAGACGUGACGCAACAAAAUGAAUCCAUGUAGCGCCGUGCUAGAGCCACAUAUACAGUCGUUAACUAUCGUUUAUACACAACAUAUUGACGGAACCGUAUUACAAGCUGCAAGAUGCCUUAGACUAUAUCCGUAUUUCUUGCAAGCCAAUUGUAUAUAAAACUCUGAUAUACCACCUUCUUUUGUAAUAUCUUAAGGUAACGCAUAUUAUAUUUGUUGAUUAUUUUCUGUAAAUAUUCUUUAAAUAGGACGUUAAGUACUUUUGUGACAGCGGUCAAGUUUCAGGUAUGUGUACUACAGAGGAUUCGUGUUUUGUUUGCCAAUUUUCUUUUGGUUUUGAACAUCCCUUUCAAGGUGUUGCUCUUUAGUAAAAAUCAAAGACUUUUGACCCAUAAUGUAAUAUAAUUGAGAUUAAGGAAGGUUUAUAUUUUCCUUGUUGAGAUAUUGAAGUUUUUUGUUCUUUAUGGAAUGGCACACUAUUGGUUAUUCAUUCUGUACCUUCCUGUAUCGAAAGAAUGACAAAUGCAUCAUGUUUUCCAGUUAGAUUACUCAUUCGACAUCUUUGAACGUAGAAUUCCUUUGAUAUUUUUAAUAAUGAAGUACAUUCCUCAAAAAUAACUGAUUGUUCAAACAUUUUUACGGUGACAUAGAUAUGGCAAUCGCAGAUUAUGUUUUUGAGAAAGGUGAUGUGGCCCAUAGCGACCAAUCUCAACAAGUUUUGAGAGCACCAUACUAAGGAAAUAACGAGCAACAUAGUAUAUACGAUGAGAUUGCAUCCCUGGCCUGUCAAUUGUAAGCAAAGAUCAAACUGAUGUUUCUCGGUCAGGUGAAAAUACUGAAAGACAUUUUGUCAAGUUGCAUAUGCGGGAAUUCUAAACGAUAGGUUUUAAUCCGAAAACUGUAGCAAUAGUGACUAUUUUUAAAUUUUUAUAAUCUGUUAAGUGUUGACUGGAAUGAUUUUUUGAGUGUAUCAAAUCUGAUAGACAACCUCAAUUGAAAUAUGAAUAUUUUUUAGAGCUAGCUAAGGAUAAAUCAUGAGAAAGUUUCUAUUUUUUGCCGUUGGAACAUCUAUUUUAGCGUAGUUUAGAAAUUAUAAGGUGAAAAUUCUCGUAUUUAGGUUAAGCUGUACUGGAUUAUUUUCGCUUUCGUGUACAACCUGUGGCUUCUUAUUUAUUUAAGCUUUUCUAUUGCCCAACAAAUCUACUUUCAAAUACCAUUUAGUGGUCAGUCAUUUUUGUUUACCCGCAACUGUAGAAUUCGUUAACUUUAAGGUUGAGUUGUUAAGUUACAUUCAAUAAAAAAUGGGCUUUAUUAAA
This is a messenger RNA of Leptinotarsa decemlineata (Colorado potato beetle), 2319 nucleotides long. It is a transcript of the gene akirin, whose product is annotated as akirin. Gene Ontology annotation, biological process: positive regulation of innate immune response; positive regulation of transcription by RNA polymerase II. NCBI's taxonomy places the organism in Eukaryota, Metazoa, Arthropoda, Insecta, Coleoptera, Chrysomelidae. Gene Ontology annotation, cellular component: nucleus; chromatin. Gene Ontology annotation, molecular function: transcription coregulator activity. The record is from RefSeq and is a predicted model, not a curated record.